Messenger RNA from Trichoderma atroviride IMI 206040, 626 nucleotides. The record is from RefSeq and is a predicted model, not a curated record. NCBI's taxonomy places the organism in Eukaryota, Fungi, Ascomycota, Sordariomycetes, Hypocreales, Hypocreaceae.
CUUUCAUCUUCACAUUCACCACUGCUCAAGCUCGGCCAAAAAACACCUUCCUUGGCCUUCCGAUCUAUCGGAAAACUUCACAAUGCUUUGAUGAGCUGCAGCUGCCGCCGUCGGAAGAUUAGAUUACGAACAUCCCCACACGGAUAGUGUAGUUCCACGCCGUCUGCCUCUUCUUCAGACGGCAUGUAGAGCUGUAGAAUUCGUUGGGGAUGCUCGUAAGCUCAUCGUCCGCCGGCGUCAGCCGCAGUGAACUGCCUGGGGGAAUGCGAGGAGAUGGAUCAAGGCGGCAAAGCGUAUUUCAAUUUGCCCAGCAACUCUCGUCUUGCAGAGAUUGUCUUCAACUCUGGUCUUGCACAGAUUGUCAUCAACUCUCGUCUUGCAGAGAUUUUCAUCAACUCAAAUCUUUGCACAGAUUGUCAUCAACUCUGGUCUUGCACAGAUCGUCAUCAACUCAAGUCUUUGCACAGAUUGUUAUAAAAUCGAAAUACAUUUUGUCGCCGUGGACCAGUCUCGCUCUCAAUCUUGCAGGUUCACCACUGGGUUGUGAUGCAAGGGAGAGGCUUGGGAGAGGCUUGGGAAAUUGGAGAUAGAGUCAUAGGGGUGGAAUAAAAAGCAUUGUGGGCGCC